Messenger RNA from Didymosphaeria variabile, 759 nucleotides. RefSeq lists its product as uncharacterized. The record is from RefSeq and is a predicted model, not a curated record. The transcript has a single exon. Lineage: Eukaryota; Fungi; Ascomycota; Dothideomycetes; Pleosporales; Didymosphaeriaceae. Bases 1 to 759 code for a protein of 252 amino acids.
AUGACUCGGACUACUCUCUUCGUCGCCAUCUUCAUCGCCAUUGUCAGUAUACUGUACCUCGGGUAUGUGCGACCCGUGUCAUCCCCAUCGCCGACCUCGGAGCCCGUAAUUGCCAUGCACACGUUGCAGACCGCCGUGAUACAGCUCAACGACCUCGUUCAAUGCGUCGGCAGCGAUACGCCCUCCCGGGGAACGUUGCAGCAAGCACGCGAUUCGGCCCUGCAGCUACAACUAUCAGCACACGAGGAAACGGCUGGCAAAAUCUUUCGCGACGGUCUUCUCCCAGCCAUGCGCCUCGUCGCCCACGACGGAACGGAUUGCGACCUCAUCGACGCUGCGGAAGGGCAGCUUGACAGCGCCCAACGCUUGGCACAUGACGUACGCAGCGAGAUUGGACUCGUGCUCGGCCAUGUCCGUGACGCGGAGACCUCGCUGCUCGUCGAGCUCGAGAACGCCCGGCAGGAGGUUCGCAAGCACCAAGACCCUCGCACGAGAUCAGGCAACAAAUCGAUCCACGCAGCCCACCGUGCACACGUUCGGCGCCUCGAUGGAUGCUACACGACACUUGCCCACGUCGAGGGUCAGCUGGCUACGCGGCAGGGCUCGUGGGCCACGGUCGGUGACGCACUGCGCGAGAUGCGUUCUCACACCACCGAUUGGAGAGCCCAUGAUGACCAUCGGUGCCUUGCUGAACACGUAGGCUACCGCUUGAGCCGUCUCUUGCAGGCUGCGAGACCCAUCAUCAUGCUAGACGGGUGA